Messenger RNA from Zychaea mexicana, 4191 nucleotides. RefSeq names its product Fusaric acid resistance protein-like-domain-containing protein. Bases 124 to 3738 code for a protein of 1204 amino acids. The transcript is spliced from 6 exons. The record is from RefSeq and is a predicted model, not a curated record. Lineage: Eukaryota; Fungi; Mucoromycota; Mucoromycetes; Mucorales; Lichtheimiaceae.
UCUUUGGUGUAGCGUCGGAUUCAGAUAAAAAGGAGGGAGUUUGUUUGACGGCGUACUUUUUGUUUUUUUACGCACUCUUCUUCUCCGCUGUCAAAAAAAAUAAUAUAUAACACCCACAACACUAUGGCUAAGCGCUUGCCACGCAACGCUGCCCCUAUACCCUUCCCCACCGUUCUUCGGGGCCAACAAACUGUCUUGUCAACAUCGCCCGGAUCCUACGCGAGCGAUCGUCAUUCAACCCUGGCACAAUGGGGUGAGCAGGUGUCUGAUAUCCCGACACGAUCCCCGUCGUCUUACAGCGAAAUAGAAGUCGUCCUUGAAGACGGCAUGAUCCAGAAACGCACCGUGUCGCUAUCCACCAUACCCGAACCACAACUGCAUAGCGAUGAGGAUUCCACAAUGGAGGGCAGCGAUGAGAAUGCCGCUGGUAGACACAGCGAACAACAACAACAUCAACAGCAGCGGCCGCCGCAGGAGCCACUGAAGAACCCAGGCUUCAAUAGCAAUAGCAGAGAGACAACCCCAUUGUUACGCGACGCAUCUAGUGCUCGACGACCCUGCUAUGGUGUUUCAGGUUUAUCUUCGUCAUCGUCAUCUACAACCACUUCAGAUACAGAUUCGUCCGAUACGCCCUUUUUCCCAGCCGGCAGCAGCAGCAACAACAGCAGCAACAGCAGAAAAAAGCGAUACCGACCCAUCGUAAGCAAAGAUGGUCGUGAUCCAGACGACGUUGAUAGCUCGCUUCGGGCCCGUUUAAGGCGCAGAUGGCAUGCUUGUCGGUCCUUCAAGCUGACCAACGCUCAACGGAACGUUCUCAAAUGCAGCUUUGCUUACUUUUUCGGCUCGCUCUUUACGUUUGUGCCUGCGCUCAACUCGCUCAUUGGCAACAACCGUGUAUCGAGUCACCUGGUUGCCACGGCAACAGUGUUUUUCAAUCCAGCCAAAUCCCUGGGUGGCAUGGUCGAGGCUGCCGCAUAUGGCUGGGGCUAUACCCUUUUCGCACUGACCACCUGCCUUGGUUCCAUGAUCACCACUGAUUUCUUUAUCGAUCGGGGCUAUUUUGAUAUUGCGCAUACCCUGUCCCUGUUCAUCUGGCUAGCCGGUCCCACCUUUGUCGUUGCCUUUUUGAAAGCGCACUGGAACAAGCCGCCGGUUGCAACAGCGUCAAGUCUUUGCUUCAUCAUCAUUUUUAUCAUUGUCGUACGAGAAGGUUCGGCCAACCACGGUGACUUUAAUACGACUCGCAUCGAGCAAAUUACAUCAGCCGUGGCCACUGGCACCGUGAUCACCGUAUCUGCUUGCAUUUUAAUCUGGCCCUCUUCUGCUGCCAAAAAGCUAAACAAAGACCUUGAUGCUACACUCACUUCAUACCGAGUCCUUUUGAAAUUGCUGACAAAAACGUUCCUUCUGGAUGAGGAUCUUCCCGAGUUUACAGCAAACAAAUCUCUUCAAACUGCCAUCGAAUCGCACCGGUCCAGUUUCACAGCGCUUCAGAAAUCCCUUUCCGAGGCGAAACUCGAGGUCAUGUGGAACAGACAAGUGCGUGGUCGGACCGGUGAAUACGAGCAAAUCGUAAAGAGUAUGCAGCGUCUUGCUCAGCAUGUCGGAGGUCUCCGAAGCAGCUGUGGUCUACAAUUCGAAAGAAUGUCCACGCAGCAACAACAAGAUGGGUCGCGCAAAGCCAAGAGCAGGCUUCGACGAUCGUCCAACAGAAAGAAGACCAAGAGUGCGGCCGAAGACGAGUGGAAUAUCCGCGCCAGUUAUCGUCGACGACGACUCGAAAGCGAAAUGCGCAGGCAAAAGACGAUGCAAGUCGUUGCAGACGCUGAUGUUGCUGCCGCUACCAGCAUGAGCGAAUCGAGCGACCAUUACGAGACCGACGAUGGGACAGCUUUGAUCGAGUUUAUCCGCACCAUCCGCCAACCCCUAAAGUCGCUUGCGUAUACGUGCAAGCAGACAAUUUACAACAUCCAGUUCAGCUUUGUACCAGUGACCCCAUCUGCUCGCGUCAAAAAGGCGAUACCGACGUACGAUACCUUGGAAGCCAAUUUGGAAAAGGCGAUUGCACUCUUUGAGGUCUCGCAGCGACAGGCGGUGCAGCGACUCCAUCAACGUCGAACCAGGCAUAUGCAUCGAGGAGAACGGAACGAAGAGGCUGGCUAUGCACCUGGCGAAGAUGUGUUCCUCGUCUAUUUCUUUGUGUUCAACAUGAUUGAAUUCGCACGCGAGCUUAUUACUUUGGUGCAGGUCGUCCGGGAAUGGUCUGAGACGGGAGAAAUUGUAAAGUCAAUGCACUGGUGGCAGUUGUUUGCUUGGAAAAAGAACAGAGAUAAUGUGCAUGAGAAGAAGCCACGGAGAAGAUCUUCGUUUGGCGGCUUUGUUCCCAACGAGAGCAACACGAUGAAUACGCUGCAUACACCCGAACCCACAACGACCUGGCGCAAAAUCUUCUUGCGAGUCUGGCGAACAUUCUCGCUCUUUAAGCUACAGAAAGUCCGGUACGCUACCAAGGCAACCGUUGCAACCGUUCUCCUCGCAUUGCCCGCAUUUUUAGAGUCAACUGCAAACUGGUUUAGAGAGUGGCGGAUGGAAUGGGCCCUCAUCACGCUCAUGGUAGUAAUGACACCUACAAGCGGCCUCACCAACUUGACUUCGAUCUACCGUAUCUUCUCGACCGCGCUGGGCUGCUUCAUGGCCAUGGCCUUCUACAUGGUGUUCCCGGCCAACAUGUACGUCCUGCCCAUCCUAGCGUGGCUCUUUUCGAUACCCAACUUUUGGCUCAUUCUCAACCACAAGCAUGGCAAGUUUGGACAAUUCACGCUCCUUGCAUUUAAUCUCGUGCUGCUCAACAAAUACAACGACCGUGAGACAAACACAGUGGAGGUGUGGCGCCUGGCAUUCCAACGGUGCGUCGCCAUCCUUAUCGGCGUCGUCUUUGGUCUCUUUGCAACCAACUAUGUUUGGCCCUUUGAAGCGCGAUCCGAAUUACGCAAACAGCUCUCAGACUUUCUGUUACGCAUGGCAUGGCUGUAUCAAAAACUAGUGUCCAUGUAUUCCGAACGGCCCGAUGAAGAACGCCGUGUGAUGUCAUAUGCUGCUGCUGAUGGUACCACCACCCUCAUCAAGGAUAGCGAUUCAACCGAAACAUUGGUGGGUCAGCGGCAACAGGCAAAGCAAAUGUUUCAAGAGAUGGAACUCGGGCUGCAGCGAACGUUAUUGGAUCUCCAGGCAUUAUUGGCUCAAACGCCCAAUGAGCCGCGUCUCAAGGGCUCUUUCCCGGUGUCCACGUACAAGGACAUGCUCAUGUCGUGCCAAAACAUUGUCGACAAGUUCUUAUCCAUGCGCGCCAUCAUUCUCAAGGAUGCAUGGUUUGACGAUGUCCAGCGCGAUUUCAUCAUGCCUGUGAGUCGAGAAUCGCGUGAGAUGGUCGGCAAUGUCCUUCUCUACUUUUAUUUACUAGCCUCGGCGCUCCGCCUCAAGACCCCGCUACCGCCGUACUUCCCACCUGCGCGCAGUGCAUGGCAGUCGCUGAUCUCCCGUUUAAGGCAACUACCGGUAGUUCAGUCCCAACAAUUGCUGGAAAAGGAACAUGUUUAUGUCCUUUAUUAUGCGUACGUUACCAUGAUGGAGGAUAUCGUUCGAGAUCUGGACAAGGUAAGAAAUAACAGAGAGGGAAAUGAUCAAACAAAGGACCUUGCUGUGUUUGCUUCACUAAGCAACGUUUUGUUUUAUUGUUAGCUGGGAGAAAGCAUGACGCGUCUAUUUGGGUCCUUGGUUCCACCAGAUCAAUGGGAACGCUUAUUUGAAACGAAUGAUGUCGAGCAAGGAUCACUGUUUGUUGAGCACCAGCAACAACAACCACAAUAACGAUAACAACACACCAAACCGGGCGCGUUUUACUAUAUUUCUCAUUCUCAUUGCACAAAACAGGGCAUUUUAUUUCUUCACACUUUAUACAUGCUAUCAUUUCUUUCCCCCCCCAUAUCUGUCCAUAUCUGCUAUCGCAUCAGUAUUUCUUUACAUAUCAACUUUCUUCUGUUACAUUAUUCCCUUAUCACACAUUUCUUAUUUUGUUGUUCUGACUAUUAUGUUUGUUACCCCACAAAAAAGCAUCCAAUCAAUACAUCAUAUCUUAUUCUUCAGUUUCAUGAUGAUCUUGCGUGUUGAUGUCAAGUAUGUGUGUUUAUUGUA